AAAGAUACGCUGCUCUGAAAGUAAUACUGUGUAUUACGAAACUUAGACGAGCUAAACAAGCCAAAAAGCGCGCAUGGAUGCGUUCAUGGUUAGCUCGUCGGGAAAGUGAAAGUGUGUACCACAGGCUGUUGAAAGAGCUGAGUUUAGAGGAUCACGAGACUCUGAAGAACUGGACCAGGCUGGACAAGGACCAGUACCACAGACUUCUUGAGUUAGUAACACCUCUCAUCGCCAAAAGUGACACUAAGAUGAGGAAAGCUGUCACUGCAGGAGAGCGUUUGACACUGACACUUCGUUACUUAGCCACAGGGGAAUCUCAAGUUUCACUCGCCUACCAGUUUCGCAUCAGCCACAACCUCAUCUCUUCAAUAAUACCUUCAGUAUGUAGAGCCAUCUACCAAGUUCUGCAGCCACAGUACCUUCAUCUACCAAGAAACCAAAGUGAGUGGCAGCAUGUUGCAAGCCAGUACUAUGCAAGGUGGAAUUUUCCUAUGUGCAUUGGGGCUCUAGAUGGCAAAAGGGUACUAAUUUCUAAGCCACCACGUUCUGGGUCUGAAUAUUAUGACUACAAGGGCCAUUUUAGUCUCAUCAUGAUGGCACUUGUAGAUGCAGACUACAAAUUCAUGUAUGUUGACGUAGGUGCUAGUGGUCGAGCUAGUGAUGCUGGAGUGUGGGAGAGAUGUGGCCUCAGAGAUGCUAUCGAGGGAAAAAAAAUAAAUAUUCCAUCUUCUACCUCUAUUCCAUUCACCAGGAGGCAGUGUCCUUUUGUAAUAGUUGGUGAUGAUGCCUUUCCUCUCAAAACGUACCUCAUGAAGCCAUAUCCUGGGAAAGACCUACCCAAUGAAAAGCUAGUUUUCAACUAUCGUCUGUCACGUGCAAGGCGUACAUCUGAAAAUGCUCUUGGAAUAAUGGCUGGUAGAUUUCAGAUUUACAAAAAAUCUAUCAACACAUCUCCUGAGAAUGUUAAAGAUAUAGUUCUUGCCACUGUAGUACUCCACAAUUAUCUACGGGUAAAUUCUGGAAAAAAGCACAACACACAUGGAGAGCAUAGGCAUGAAGAAGUGGAAGACGUCCUCCAGGAAGCAUUUCAGAGACUACCACCCAUUGGCCGAGGUCACAGUAAUGAUGCUAAGGUGGUGCGGAAACAUUUGAAGAAUACUUCAAUAAUGAAGGAAGUGUCCUUGGCAAGCAGAGAGAAUGCUCAUGCACUAAUUCUGCUAUGA
This is a messenger RNA of Portunus trituberculatus (swimming crab), 1223 nucleotides long. Its product is annotated as protein ALP1-like. Bases 78 to 1223 code for a protein of 381 amino acids. The record is from RefSeq and is a predicted model, not a curated record. The transcript has 2 exons. NCBI's taxonomy places the organism in Eukaryota, Metazoa, Arthropoda, Malacostraca, Decapoda, Portunidae.